Exophiala spinifera is the source of this 732-nucleotide messenger RNA. RefSeq lists its product as uncharacterized. NCBI's taxonomy places the organism in Eukaryota, Fungi, Ascomycota, Eurotiomycetes, Chaetothyriales, Herpotrichiellaceae. The record is from RefSeq and is a predicted model, not a curated record. The transcript is spliced from 2 exons. Gene Ontology annotation, molecular function: O-methyltransferase activity. The coding region runs from base 1 to 732 and encodes 243 amino acids.
AUGGCAUCUCAACCUCAGUCGUCACCAGUCCACGCGCCGCCGCAUGUCCUCAAGCUCCUAUCCGAACUGCACCAGAAAUCCAUACAACAAGAAGCAGCCAUCGAGGGAGGGAUCGGCAAGUAUGUGACGUCCGAGACCAAGGGCCAGACCGAAGCAGGCGGCAUUCCAGGGUACACCGACUUUGACCGUCUCAUGGUCGACAAGUUCAUCGCGCUGGACGAAGACAAGUGCCAGUUCAUGUACCAGUUGAUCCAGGCCAUGGGGGCCACCAACGUCGUCGAGGCCGGCACCAGCUUCGGAGUCAGCACGAUUUACCUUGCGCUGGCCGUCGCCCGGACCACGGCCGUCACUGGGAAGCAGGGGGUUGUGAUCGCCACCGAAAAGGAGACUUCCAAGGCCCAGGUGGCCCGGCAGUACUGGGCGCAGUGCGGCGACGAGGUGGAAAAGCAGAUUGAUUUGAGAGUAGGCGAUUUAAGGGAGACGUUGAAGGUCGAUCUACCUGCGGUUGAUCUCCUUCUUCUGGACAUCUGGACACCAAUGGUCCUCCCCACCUUGAAGACCGUCCUGCCACGUCUUCGACAUGGGGCCGUGGUGUUGGCCGACAACACGAUAUCGAGCGCGAAGGGGUACGAAGAGUUUUUGACCUUUGUGCGAAAUCCUGAGAACGGGUUCCGGACCAUGACAUUGCCGUUCAACAAUGGCUUUGAGAUGAGCGUUUACUUGCCAAAGUGA